UAAGAAAUCCCAAAUCUGAACGAGUCCCUCUUUAUUUCAUCUUCUUGCUUCUCUCAACAACAUCUACUCCCUUCCUCCGCCCUCUGUUCCCUGCACUCAAUCACGCAAUCUCUUCUCUUGCAUCGAUUGACGAUUCUUCGGCAAACCGGUGGAUGCGUACGUGCUUCCUAUGAUCAUCGUGACAGGUCUUAUCACCUUCGUGGAGGAACGAGAACCAAUUAAAGACUGAGUUAGAGAGUGGAUUCCUAUUCCAAUUCAUUCCAAUCCCAAUUUCCCAUUCCAAAAGAUCCUCUCCCAAUCGCUAGAAUCUUCCUGAUAGGAUCUCCAUAGUGGGCAUUUACCACUAGUGUAUUUGGAUUAGAUGGAGUCGCCUUUGUUCUUAAAUUCUGAAACUAAUUUUGAUAGAUCCCGAGAGUCCAGAAGGAAGAAGAAGAAACUCGCGAGCCCAAGGCAGACCCAAAACCAAAACCAAAACCAAAACCAGUUGAGAUGGAAAUCUCCAGCUGAACAACAGAAUUACUCUUCAAAGCUCAUCGAAGCCCUGCGUCAAGUUCGUCGCAAUCGAAAUCCUUCAGCUUCACCUGAAGCAGAACCUUCUCCUGCGGAAUCUAUCCCACGCGGAGGUCGUGCUGUGCGUGAAGCAGCCGACAGGGCCUUAGCCAUAGCGGCCAAGGGACGAACGAGGUGGAGCAGAGCAAUCCUGAAAAGCCGUCUUAAGUUGAAAUUCAAGAAGAGGAGGAUACAAAGGGUGGCGGCGGUUGCCGGCGACUGCCUAUCGAAGCGACGAGGAUUCUGUGUCGUUGGAUUGAACUUGAAAGAGAAGAAGAGAAUGACAGGGGCUCAGGUGCAACGGAAAGUUCGUGUUCUGGGACGGUUGGUUCCUGGCUGCCGGAAACUUCCAUUGCCGAACCUAUUGGAGGAAGCCUCGGAUUAUGUAGCAGCGUUGGAGAUGCAGGUCAGAGCCAUGACCGCUCUCACCAACCUUCUCUCCGUCUCUGCUGCCGGUCCUUCGCCCGUCGAUCGGUGCGGCUCGACUCGACCGCCGACACAGAGCUGAUUGGUCGUUCCCUACCAACUCCCUGCCCUGUCCCUUUUUUUUUUUUUAUUUCCUUACUUAAUUACCACUUUGAAUUUUAUAUUCUUGUAUUUUAAUUUUGUAUACAUGGCUUUUUUCUCUUUCUUCUUUGGGUUUCGGCCUCCAUAAUUGGGACCAUUACCCUCUCAUAACCCCUUUCUCACACCUCUUUUGAAUUAAAUAUUCUUAUUCUGUGCA
Macadamia integrifolia is the source of this 1273-nucleotide messenger RNA. Its product is annotated as transcription factor bHLH147-like. The transcript has 2 exons. Gene Ontology annotation, biological process: regulation of DNA-templated transcription. Gene Ontology annotation, molecular function: protein dimerization activity. Bases 362 to 1057 code for a protein of 231 amino acids. NCBI's taxonomy places the organism in Eukaryota, Viridiplantae, Streptophyta, Magnoliopsida, Proteales, Proteaceae. The record is from RefSeq and is a predicted model, not a curated record.